GUAUAUACAAUUUUUGAGGAUUUAAAACGAGGUUUACGUAAGAAAAGUAAAAAAUUUGUAGAGUUUUUUGAUGAUGGGUCGUAGAAAAAAAAAUCCGAAAAAAAUCUCAAGCAUUACUCAAGAAAUUUGCGAGAAUAAGAUAGCAGAAAAAUCAAAGUUGGAUGAAAAAGAAAUGAAGAAAAGAGAAGAAAAUCUUUUCAUUGCUGAAACCGCGAUUGACAUUUACUCGCGUUUGAAAUUGCCAUUGGUGUAUUCGAUGCAUCAUCGGCCGACAGACGACAGCGAUGAAGAAGAAGACACUGUUGAAUUAAACUUUUGGCCACGUCUUGUCUUCGUGUCAAACUUAUGUCUGAUCUGCAUGGAACGGUCAGAUGAGAUCUGCGAGUCUUGUGGUAUGGUUUCUUAUUGCUCCAUAAAACACAAGAAGCAGGAUCGAUUAAAACAUCGCGAUCUAUGCAAAGUUCUCACUGAAGUCUGUACGAUUGGAGGUGGCUUGUCGCUCUUAUCGGAACUCACUGCAGACGAUUAUCGCGUUUAUCGGCUGAAACUGAUCGACAUCGUGCAAUGUCACUUGAAUAGACCUCUUCAGCUUUGGGAAAAGGAGAUCCUUCUUUAUCCUCGCGUUUGUUGCAAGUGCCGUUGCUUUUCGAUGACUUUGAAAUGUUGCGCGACAUGUGGAAUCGGCUUAUUUUGUGAAAAUCACAAUGACGGACACGAAGAAUGUCGAGAGUUUCAAGUGUUUUGUAGGAUGCUGUUCAUGCAACACGAAAAUGGUUAUGUAGAUCCUGAAUUACCGGAUAUCUUCCGGAAAGAACCGUUUCAUUUGUCGAGUAAUUUUGAUCAAUUAAUGGUACAGCUUUACAGUCGCUCGACAUAUUAUUGUAACAUGGAUUGUUAUACAUAUUGUACUCUGUCUCAUAUAUCAACCAUUCCAUUGACAGCUUUAUAUUCCAUGCAAGUUUCUUGUCAGAGCUGGGAAACUAUUGAUACUUUCGUAAUUCAUAUAAUAGGUGCUGAAUUUCAAUUCGAAUGUAUAAAUUUGCAUGUGUGGGAAAAGCUGUUUCUGCAUCUUCUUUCAAAUUUAAAGUAUCUCAAAUUGAUGUUCGUUGGGCCAGAAUUACAUCUGCCGUCAUCAGUACCAUUGGAUCUGUUGGCUGCUGUAAAACUCUGUUCAUUUUGCAAAUCGUCCCGUCGACGAAUAAAUGUUUCAUUUCAUCCUGGAAAACUUUAUCAUGAUUUUUGUCAUUCCAAACAGUUUAUAAAACCUCAUCUUAUAUGUCUCUUUAACCCGGGUCUUUAUCGGGAAACUGGUUUUGAGGGUAAAGACACAUGGCCAGAAACAAUACGAGAAUUCUGUAAAACAAAAGUUCCCAUUUGUGUGACGUCUUACACGAAACAGGAAAUUCCUCAAGAAAUGACAAGAAUAAAAUCGAUCGCCGAGGUGGAAACGAUUUUGGAGCCACAAAGAAAUCCAUUUGCCUCGAUCAAGCCCGACAGAAAUUUUGUCAGCGAUGAUACAGCGCCACUGAUCUAUAAAAAUUAUUAUUUUGCUAUUGUUAAAGGAAAAUCAUAA
Messenger RNA from Pogonomyrmex barbatus (red harvester ant), 1573 nucleotides. RefSeq lists its product as uncharacterized. The record is from RefSeq and is a predicted model, not a curated record. Lineage: Eukaryota; Metazoa; Arthropoda; Insecta; Hymenoptera; Formicidae.